CGGAUCGAUCAAAAUAAAAGGGAUCGAAGAGCAAUCAAGCACCAUGGAGAUUAAGGUGGAAAAUGGAGAAUCUCGGAAUCCCAAUGACCCAAAACUCCCCCUCCUGCUGCAAGACGUAGCCAUACCCGAAACACAACGGAAAACCCUCAUACAGAGAGCCAUGAGCCAGACAUUUAAGAGCUCGGCUAAUUUAGCCAAUCUUUUACCUACUGGAACGGUUCUUGCUUUCCAACUUUUGUCGCCUAUUUUCACAAACGAAGGCGAGUGCACCUCAGUCAGCCGAACCUUGACUGCUGGGCUGAUAGGUCUCUGUGGGCUGUCAUGUUUUUUAGUGUCCUUCACGGAUAGCUUCAAGGACAAGAAAGGGAAUGUUUGUUAUGGGUUUGCCACAUUCAGAGGCUUGUGGUUCAUUGAUUGCUCAGCAACUCUACCACCAGAAAUUAAUGCAAAGUACCGGCUGCGAGUUAUGGAUUUUAUGCAUGCCUUCAUGUCGAUGCUGGUGUUUGGAGCUGUUGCACUCUUUGAGGAAGAUGUGGUGGACUGCUUCUACCCUAAGCCAACAGAUGAGACCAAAGAGCUCCUCACAUCAUUGCCAGUCGGAAUAGGGGUCAUUUGCAGUAUGUUGUUCGUUUUGUUCCCUUCCAAACGCCACGGAAUUGGUUUCCCCCUUACUGCUAAUUAGAAUUUUUUGUGUGUUCACUUCAUCUUGUCAUUAUAAAGACUUCGUUUUCUCAAA
Cornus florida is the source of this 736-nucleotide messenger RNA. RefSeq names its product protein DMP4-like. Gene Ontology annotation, biological process: endomembrane system organization. Bases 44 to 682 code for a protein of 212 amino acids. The record is from RefSeq and is a predicted model, not a curated record. Lineage: Eukaryota; Viridiplantae; Streptophyta; Magnoliopsida; Cornales; Cornaceae. The transcript has a single exon.